CGGCCCCUGACGCGAGCUGCCAGAGCGCCCCCUUGAGGCUCGGAGGGACCGGGAGGAAAACGACCGGCCCCGUUCCCGGAGGUCCGAAAUAGUGCGGGGAGAGCACCGACAUGGCGAGGUUCUAUGGAAGUACCCACAGCCCAUGUUUUCCCAGGCAACACGCAAAGACGUUGUGGUAUGACCGCCCGCGGUAUGUUUUCCUGGAGUUCUGCGUGGAGGACAGCACAGAUGUUCAGGUCAUCAUCGAGGAUCACCGAUUGGUGUUCAGUUGCAGAAACGCAGAUGGAGUAGAAUUCUACAAUGAGAUCAAUUUGUAUGCCAGAGUGAACUCCAAGGACUCACGAGAGAAGCGCUCUGACCGCUCCAUCACGUGCUUUAUGAGGAAGUGGAAAGAGAAAGUGGCCUGGCCCCGCAUCACCAAGGAAAACAUCAAGCCAGCCUGGCUCUCCGUUGACUUUGACAACUGGCGAGACUGGGAAGGGGACGAGGAGGUGGAGAGGGCCAUGGUGGAGGAGUAUGCAGAGCUCCUGCAGAAGGUGACGGACAAAGCCCCUCCUCCGACCAUGGAUGACCUGGAUUUCGCCACGAGGGUGGUGUCGUGCCGGGAGGCCGAGCUGCGGCCCGAGGGCGGCGGGGAGCCGACGCGCGGCUUCCAGGUGGUGCUGGAGGACACGAUCCUCUUCCCCGAGGGCGGCGGGCAGCCCGAUGACCGCGGCCUUAUCGGCGCCGUCCCGGUGCUGCGCGUCACCCGGCGCGGCGCCCAGGCCGUACACUUCGUGGAGACGGCGCUGGAGCCGGGCAGCGCCGUGCUGCUGUCGUUGGACUGGGAGCGCCGCUUCGAUCACAUGCAGCAGCAUUCGGGACAGCACCUCAUCACUGCCAUGGCAGAGCGGAUGUUUGGAUUCAAAACAACUUCAUGGGAGCUGGGCCGGCAGCAGAGUGUCAUUGAGCUGGACACCCCUUCCAUGACCACAGAGCAAAUGGCAGCGCUGGAGCAGAGCGUGAAUGAGAAGAUCCGAGAGAGGAUACCUGUGACAGUGCGGGAGUUGGCUGCAGAUGACUCUGAGAUUGAAACAGUGAGAAGCCGUGGCUUACCAGGUGACCACACGGGGCCAGUUCGAGUUGUAGACAUUGAAGGCAUAGACUCCAACAUGUGCUGCGGGACUCAUGUCUCCAACCUGAGUGACUUGCAGGUUAUUAAACUUCUUUGCACAGAGAAAGGGAAAAAGAACAAAACCAACUUGGUUUUCCUGGCAGGAAAUAGAGUGCUGAAGUCAGUUGAACAAAGUCACCAUACUGAGAAGGCCCUGACCUCACUGCUGAAAAAUGGACCAGGUGAGCAUGUAGAGGCCGUGAAGAGAUUGCAGAGUUCUGUGAAACUGCUUCAGAAGAAUAAUUUGAACCUGCUAAGAGACAUUGCUGUUUUGAUAGCCCGGGAUUUCAAAAGCAAACCUGUUCAAAGUCCGCUGUUUGUGUUACACAGGAAAGAGGGUGACUCUGAGUUUAUGAACAUCAUUGCUAAUGAGAUUGGGAAAGAGGAAAUCCUGCUGUUCCUGACUGUGGGAGAUGAAAAAGAAGCAGGACUCUUUCUUCUAGCUGGCCCUGUUGAAGCAGUUGAGAAUUUAGGUCCCAGGGUGGCAGAGCUGCUGGAAGGCAAAGGAGCUGGGAAGCGAGGCCGCUACCAGGGCAAGGCAACCAAGAUGAGUCGUCGAGGAGAAGUGCAAUCUCUGCUCCAAGAAUUCAUCAGUCAACAGAGAGAUGAAGCAUAAAGAAAGAAUUUUAAAAGUAGGGCUGUCAUCCCUGCUUUGUAUGAUCUCCACUAAGUUCUCUCUCAGAAAAUAAAGACAAAAAAAAUCUCAUGUAAAA
Molecule: messenger RNA, 1866 nt
Organism: Tympanuchus pallidicinctus (lesser prairie-chicken)
Lineage: Eukaryota; Metazoa; Chordata; Aves; Galliformes; Phasianidae
Product: putative protein PTGES3L
Exons: 17
Coding region: 111-1769 (552 amino acids)
Biological process (GO): alanyl-tRNA aminoacylation; regulation of translational fidelity; protein folding
Cellular component (GO): nucleus; cytosol
Molecular function (GO): nucleic acid binding; alanine-tRNA ligase activity; Ser-tRNA(Ala) deacylase activity
Source: RefSeq, a predicted model, not a curated record